AUGCGAUUGCAGCAGCGCGCAGCCGCCAUCCCGAUGGCCUGGAGACAGCUCCCCAGCUUACACAAGGCCUUGGUGAUAGCUGCAGUGGUACUUUUCUCUUUCGUUGCACUAAUGCGCUCUGAUACCGUUGACGUCGUGCACGACCGCUGGGAUCGUAUCACGCAGGCUGGCCUCAAGGUUGGCCUCAAGGCAGAGGGCCCUAUCGCAGGCGGCAUCCCGAUCCGCAUCAUGUUCAUCGGGGCCUCGGUGACGCUCGGCGACCGUUCGACCGGGGAGGUCGGGUACCGGAAACAGAUCCGGGACUGGAUCGUCUCCCGCGGCAACCGGGUGAACGCGGUCGGGGCGAAUCGUUAUGGCGACUUCGAGGACAAUGACGUGCAAGCCUUCGGCGCCCAGCCCAUCAAGCCAACGCUAGACCGGGCGCGGGAGAUCGUGCCGGCGACGCAGCCGAACCUCAUCCUCGUUAACGCGGGAUCGAGCGACUGCUUCCAGGAGGACAACUGGGGCGCGGGACACGUGUACCGCGACAUGCACGACCUGAUCGAGUUUCUGCUCCUUGAGUCCCCGCGCGCGACCAUCGUCAUGUCAACGAUCGUGACGUGUCCCUGGGCAGGCACCGAGCAGUGCGUCAAAGGCGCCAAUGCGCAGAUCCGCCAGGUAGCGACUGAUUUGAUAAGGGAGGGCAAGCCGAUCGCAUUAGCGGAGAUGCAUUUUGAUCAGGGGCUUCCGAAUCGACCGAAUUUGACGGAUAUUGGCCCCGAUGACAUGCACCCGACGGACCGCGGGUACUUCUUGAUGGGCGAUAUCUUCAUGGAGAAGGUCCGGGAGGUCGAUAGAAAGGGGUGGCUGCAGCCUCCGGUGCAGAAUGGCGUCCCGGCAGAUGGUGACACUGAGAGAGUUGGGAAGAAUACGGAGACGGUUGGGGAGGAAGCUGGAGGGAAAGGACCGGAGAGCCCUGAGGUGCUUGAGGUUCCGGAUGGUACAUCGACUCGUAAACGCCAUGGUGCGGUGCAUUCUGGGUGGCGGCGAUCUGAAGUAGUGAUAUAG
Anthostomella pinea is the source of this 1047-nucleotide messenger RNA. Lineage: Eukaryota; Fungi; Ascomycota; Sordariomycetes; Xylariales; Xylariaceae. The record is from the annotation of a GenBank genome assembly.